Messenger RNA from Prunus dulcis (almond), 2193 nucleotides. RefSeq lists its product as uncharacterized. The coding region runs from base 45 to 2102 and encodes 685 amino acids. The transcript has 8 exons. The record is from RefSeq and is a predicted model, not a curated record. NCBI's taxonomy places the organism in Eukaryota, Viridiplantae, Streptophyta, Magnoliopsida, Rosales, Rosaceae. Gene Ontology annotation, molecular function: protein binding.
GUCAGCUUUCGGCCGCUCAUAUCUGGUUGUGAAGAGCAGUAAGAAUGGUGAAAACUGUGGUUCCUGCUGAUGCAAUUGUUGUCGAAGUUCUUAACAAAGAUAACUACGAGCAUUGGAGUGCAUUGGUUACAAAUUAUUUGGUGGCUCAAGACCUUUGGGAAGUAGUAGAGGCUACAGCUGAACCUCCUAAACCAGAACAAGAAGCAGAAGUUGAUGAUCAGUUCAAGGCCUGGAGGAAGAAGAAUGCAACAGCUUUACAUACGAUCCAAGUUUCGUGCGGGCCUGAUGCUUUUUCGAUGAUUAAGGAGAUUAGUUCAGCCAAAAUUGCUUGGGAUACUUUGGCCAAAAAGCUCAUGCCGCAACCAUCACUCCUAAUUAAUUCAUUUGUUCAGUCUGCAAACUCAUCAUCCAACCCAGAUGCUGCAAUUGCUGCCAAGCAUGAUCCGUAUCAACCUUUCUUCGCUGCUGUUAAGCUCGGUGAUUGGCGUAAAGCGCAGGAAUUUCUUACCCGAGAUCCCAAUGCAAUAAGAGCAAGAUAUUCAACAGGAGGAACAGCUCUUCACAUUGCAACCACCUUCGGACAUGAGCAUAUUGUGCAAGAGUUGGUUCAGUUGAUGACACCGGAAGACUUGGAAAUGCAAGAUGCUACUUGGACAGCUCUUCAUCUUGCUGCAAGAUUAAAUCUCAAAAUGGUUGAAUGCAUGGUUACAAAGAACAGGAAACUACUUGGCAUUGUUGAAGAGUCCCACGGUCUGACACCAAUUCUCUUCGCUGCUAAGAAUGACUUAUGGGCUAUCGUUCGUUAUCUCUACUCCCUCACUCCGAUAGAAGACCUAAAGCCAGAGAAUGGCCCUUAUGGCGCUGGACUUGUUUGCUUUUGUUUCUAUGCCAAACAAUUUGAUAUUGCGUGGGAAUUACUUCAGCGUUGCCCACGAUUGGUAAUUGCUAAAAGUCCGUGGGGAGGAUCCCCUAUAUUUGAUUUGGCUGAUAUCCCUUCUGCAUUUCCGAGUGGGAUGCGGCUCAAAUUCUGGGAAAAGUGGAUCUAUGAUGGUAUACACAUACAACAUCCUCCUGCCAUCCAUGAUGUUCACGUCAAUGUUGAAAAUCUAGAAGAGAAACUGGGCAACCAAAAUAUCAGUUUCUCAGUCUUCGGUUUCAAGCAAGGGCCUUCUUCAAGCCUCCGCAAGCUUUUAGGAAUCAACCGCAUAUGUGAAAUGAAAUUGAUCCACGCUCGAUCCCUAGAUAUUUUGGAUUACAUGGGUGAAGUGUUAAAGCAUCUAGACACUCAAGAAAUGGUAGAUGGCCUCGUCUAUGCAGCAAUAUUCCGAGCUGUACGAAGUGGGAUUAUUGAGUUCAUUAUUCGUUUAUGUAAAGUAGAUCCGGAUAUAUUGUGGCAAAUCAAUUCUAUGGGGAUGCUAUCUCCAACAGAAAAACUUGAUCGUAUUUCAGGUGCAGCCUUGCAAAUGCAGAGAGAAAGACAAUGGUUCAAGGAGGUGAAAAGUCUUGUAGUUUUACCCUCGGGAGUGGGAGCUUUCAAUAAACAGGGUAUGAGACCCCAUGAAGUAUUUACCCAGAACCAUAAUAAAUUGAAGGAAGAAGGAGAAAAGUGGAUGAAAGAUACAGCAACUUCUUGUACGGUUGUAGGUGCUCUCACUAUUACCAUCAUGUUUGCUGCAGCCUUCACAGUUCCUGGUGGAAACAAUGGAGGAACAGGCUUUCCCUUGUUCUUAGAUGAAAAGAUGUUUAUGGUUUUUAUAGUUUCAGAUGCUAUAUCACUCUUUUCUUCCACAACUUCAGUGUUGAUGUUUUUGGGAAUCCUUACAUCACGAUAUGCAGAAGACGAUUUCCUAAAAUCCUUACCCACAAAGAUGAUAAUUGGCCUUUCAACACUCUUGAUCUCCAUCGCUUCCAUGAUGGUUGCCUUUUGUUCUGCUCUUUUCCUUAUGCUCCAUGAAAGACUAUGGAUUGUCAUUCCAAUCAUUUUCCUCGCCAGCGUUCCAGUCACCUUAUUUAUUUGGAUGCAAUUUCCCCUUCUUGUUGAGAUUUUCAUUUCUACACACGGAGGAGGGAUAUUUGACAAGAAAGUGAGACGGUGGAUAUAAAUUCUUGAUGGUAUAUGAAAAAUUGUAUAACUUUGUAUUUGUUGUUCUUCAAUUUGGAAGACAUUGUUGAAUAGGAGAACCUUCACUUCUC